AUGCCCAAUCACAGAUGCUCCCAGGCAGGGUUGUGUUGUCUCAUGCACGCUGCUUUAUUAAUAACCCUGGUUAAUUUUAUGAAGUCCUUGCCCUGCCAUGGAGCCGAGGGGCGGUGGAGCAGAAGGGAGCGGGCUUUGUCCCCCCGCCCAGCCCAGGGGCGGUGCGGCAGGGCCGAGCUCCCACCCGCACAGCCCUCGCUCCUCAUCCAGUGUCGGCUGGAGAGGGGCAGAGCCCUCGUCCCGCGGGGCUCGCAGGCUGCCGGUGCCAUGCGGGGCCCGCUGCUCUGGGCGGGCUGGCUGCUGGCCGCCGGCUGCCUGCUGGGAGCCACGGGCAGCUGCCGGCACCGCUGCUGCCCCGGCAGGAACAACGCCUGCUGGGCCCCCGGCGCCCGCCGGGCUCGCUGCUACUGCGACUCGUACUGCCAGCGGACCGGAGACUGCUGCCAGGACUACCCCACCUCGUGCCGCCGUGCCGCGGUGGGCUGUGCCGUGGGGCCCUGGGGGCCGUGGAGCGGGUGCAGCUCCCCGUGCGGAGCUGGCAGCAGGGCCCGCAGCCGCCAGGUCACGGUGCCGCCCCGGCACGGCGGCGAUCCCUGUCCGGACCUCAAGCAGCGCCGCGGCUGCCUGGGGCAGCACCCGACCUGCGGCACGGCCCAAGCUGCUCUUGUGCCAGAGGUAGCCAAGAUUCUCCCCAACUCCUUCAGCCAGGACUUCAGAGAUCCCUGGCGAAGAGCUGGGAUGCCACCGCCGGAGGAGCCCUCUGGGUACGUGUGGGGAAGGGGCCCCUCUGUAACCCCCGUCCCCAAAGCCGAGACCCCUCCUGCACCCCCUGUGCUCAUGGCCUCUUUGCACCCCCAGCCAUUGCUUUUCUCCCUGCCCCAAAGCACGGGCCGUUUGCACCCCCAUACAAAACCAUGGCCCUCUGCACGCCCCACAGAACCACCAUCCUUCCCGCCCUCCAAACCCGGAUCCCUCUGCACCCCCCAGAGCCAUGACCCUUCCCACCUCCCCAGCCGUGCCCCCUCUGCCACUCCCAAACCCACAUCCUCUUUAUACCCCAAUCCAUCAACAACCCACCCCAAUCUCUGCCCUACCUCCCGACCACCAUUUUCCCUCUUUCCUCCUCCCCAGCUCCUGCGGCUAUUUCCGCCUGACCCAGGUGGGGCUCCCGUGCCGCGGGCGCGCCUGGAGCCGCCGGCUGCAGCGGGACAGGCAGGUCUGUGUGGAAUGCCGGGGGAAUCUGCCCCACCGCCGUCCCCAGUGCACCGGACACGGCCUGCAGGGAGCCAGGACAUUUUGGGUGGCCGCUUCUGUGGUGGGGUGCCAGGGCUCAUGGGUGCAGGAGGGCCUGCAGGAGGGCUGUGUCUGCUCCCCCCCAGCUCUCAUCUUUGUGUAGGGAAGGUUUGCUGUUCACCCUUGGUGCCAGCUCCCUCUGUUUUCCAUUAAAUAUUUUGCUGAAGAAUUGAAAAAAACCUUCUUAUAAAGACUAAAAAUAAGGGAAUUGCUGAAGUGUGGCAAUAAAUGGUAGAAGAACAGCAUGAUAAGGUUAAGUCUGGGUGAGAAGACGAUGUGGCAGUGACAUGGUGUGAUGAUGUCACACUCAGCCAUGACAUCAUACUUUACAAGCUGCAACUGGUAAGCAAUGUGAGGAUGGAGGCAGCAUCCCUCCCUUGUCUGAGCUCACUCACUGCAGUAUCAGAUGAGCCAUGCAGGGCAGUUCAGCCCUGCUGGGCUUUGCAGAAUUAAACAGACACCCAAAGUCUGCACACAGGCGAUGGUGCCGGUGCCCAGUUGCAGCCAUGGGGCUCAGCAGCCCCCACUGGAAGGAGUGAGGCUGGGCUGGUGCUGCUGCUGCCCUUCUCCACACCUCACCCAGCACAACACGACCUUGCUGGUGGGGUCCCUGCUCCAGCUCUGGGUGGUGCUACCAUAGCCUGUGGUGGGAGCAUGUGCCAUGCUAGGGCUGGAUCCUGCUCCACUGCAGCCAGAGGCUGUUGUCUGUUUGCUGCCUCAGGGCAUGUCUGGCUCCUGCAGCCUGUUCUCACACCACCCUCCUGGGCAGGGGAAUUAAAAGGCUUCAACACUG
Zonotrichia leucophrys gambelii is the source of this 2086-nucleotide messenger RNA. Its product is annotated as somatomedin-B and thrombospondin type-1 domain-containing protein-like. The record is from RefSeq and is a predicted model, not a curated record. Lineage: Eukaryota; Metazoa; Chordata; Aves; Passeriformes; Passerellidae. The coding region runs from base 1 to 1446 and encodes 481 amino acids. The transcript has 5 exons.